ACGCGCCCUGGUGACUUGCGGGGCGGAAACUGGACGCCCGAGCCUCAGCACUGGGAGGGGGCUCGGGGUAGGCGCGCUCUUUGGCGGCGGGUGUGUUUACCGUGGGGAAGAAGUUUAGCAGCCGGUGAGAACAGGAGGGAGGCCGGGAGGAGGAUGCAGCUUGGCCGGGGCGCCCGCUGCAGGAGCUCGCCGCCGCCUCAGCCUCGGCCUCCAGGACCGCCGAGGGUCCGCCCGCCUCCCCGCGUGUCCGGCUAAAUUAUUCAAGUUUGUGGGAUACUAUAUGAAUCUUAAGACUGUAAUAAAGUGGCAAUGUCUCGGGAACCUACUCCACCUCUGCAUGGAGAUAUGUCUACUAGUCCUGUUGCAGAAAGCUGGUGUUACACACAGGUUAAAGUAGUGAAAUUUUCCUACAUGUGGACUAUUAAUAACUUCAGUUUUUGUCGAGAAGAAAUGGGUGAAGUGUUAAAGAGUUCAACAUUUUCUUCUGGCCCAAAUGAUAAAAUGAAAUGGUGCCUGAGGGUGAACCCAAAGGGAUUGGAUGAUGAAAGUAAAGACUAUUUGUCCUUAUAUUUGCUUCUAGUUAGCUGCCCAAAAAGUGAGGUUCGAGCUAAAUUCAAAUUCUCUCUUCUGAAUGCUAAAAGGGAAGAAACAAAAGCAAUGGAAAGCCAAAGAGCGUAUCGAUUUGUGCAGGGGAAGGACUGGGGAUUUAAAAAAUUCAUUAGAAGGGAUUUUUUGCUUGAUGAAGCUAAUGGUCUCCUUCCAGACGACAAGCUUACGUUAUUCUGUGAGCAUCUCCAACACUGCUUGCAGAAGAGGUGGAAGCAUUGCACUGCCCUCCCUAAAGAACUGGCAUCUCCCCUCCACUGCAAGUGGUGCUGUAGACAGGUGAGUGUGGUCCAAGAUUCAGUAAAUGUAUCAGGACAUACUAAUACAAACACUUUAAAGGUGCCAGAAUGUCGACUAGCAGAAGAUUUAGGUAAUCUCUGGGAAAACACAAGAUUUACAGAUUGCUGCUUUUUUGUGAGAGGAAAAGAAUUCAAAGCUCAUAAGUCUGUGCUUGCAGCUCGAUCCCCAGUUUUUAAUGCAAUGUUUGAACAUGAAAUGGACGAAUGCACAAAGAAUCGAGUGGAAAUAAAUGAUUUAGACCCUGAGGUUUUUAAAGAAAUGAUGAGAUUCGUUUACACAGGAAAAGCACCAAAUCUUGAUAAAAUGGCCGACAACUUGUUGGCAGCUGCAGACAAAUAUGCACUGGAACGGCUGAAGGUCAUGUGUGAAGAAGCUUUGUGUAGUAACCUCUCAGUAGAAAAUGUUGCUGAUACCCUUGUCCUUGCAGAUUUGCACAGUGCAGAACAGUUGAAAGCCCAGGCAAUAGACUUUAUUAAUAGGUGCAGUGUUCUUCGACAACUUGGGUGUAAGGAUGGGAAAAACUGGAACAACAACCAAGCAACUGACAUAAUGGAAACAUCAGGGUGGAAGUCCAUGAUUCAGUCUCAUCCUCAUUUAGUGGCAGAAGCCUUCCGAGCACUCGCAUCUUCACAGUGUCCACAGUUUGGUAUUCCACGCAAAAGGUUAAAGCAGUCUUGAGUCUUCCAUGGACAGUAGAAAAUUUAUUUGCCUUUACUCCCCCAGGUCCCGAAGGAUUCCAAUACAAACCAUAAGCAACAGUUGUUUCUGUCUCUUGUCCGCAGAACAGAAGCUGGAAAGGCAUAUUGCUUGCAUUCACAUGGAUAAUUUAUGGUUUAUACUUCAGCUUUAAAUCUGACUGAUUAAUUCACUUCAAGGCCUUAAAUUGUCUUCAGUGACUUCUCUUGUUCAUAUAAUAAUUUAAUUUUUUUUAUUGUGCCUUGUCAGUUUGCCAAGGCUAUGCAGGAUUGCACUAGCUCCACAAUGCAGUAAUAUUGAUAACUGAUGAUACUGAGUUUCAAAGGAUCUUCCAUUAUUUUAGAAACAAAAGAAUUUUACAGGCUUUAUUCUAUAUGAUCUUCAAGUAUAAAACAAGGUUCUAUUGGAUUGUAGAUUGCCAGAGUCAUCUCCAGUCUCAGUUGUGUAGACACUACAGAGCCUGUUACCAUCCAGAUAAGUGUUGGCCAUACACUGCUCUGAUUAAAAUUAUUUUUCAUUUCCAGGGGCAGAUAAGCAAUGAGUUGACCUAAAAUUUUAGUAAUAUUUGUAGUGUUUGUCUGUAUAUUAACUGCUCAAGAAACUGGGUUUAUGCACAUUUGUAAAGAUUGAAAAAUAAUAUGAAGUUAAGAUUUCAAUAAAAAGAAAGCAUGGCUUUUGCUAAUGUUUUAAAUUUAUGAGUUACAUUUGAAAGAAAAAUUCAAUAGAUGUUAAAGUCAGGAUGACCAAUGUACAUGUAAUGAGUGGGCCAAUUAAGAAAGAUAUAUGUGCACUUUUAAUGUGGAAAUUUUCUAUGAUAAAUGGUACAUAUAUAUUUUCCCUUUGCAUGAAUUAAUAAGAUUUUGAUUAUGUUUUAACAUUUAAAGGAAGUUUUUGUGACACAAGGAGCCAACUUGGAUAUUCAUGAUAAUAGAUAAAAUUAUGCUUGAUUUUAGAUACAUUGACUUGGAUUAAAAAUAUUUAUUAUUGAGCUUAUUACAGUUUUAUUACAUUUGGGGAAGGCACCUAACAAUAAAUGAGUCUUGUACAGUCUGCUUUAUUUCAAAGCAAUUAACAGAUAUGGGGAAGCAGAGAACCCUCUGAGUGUGUGCAGCCACACUAGGAAGCUUGUUCUCUCCUCAGUGGCUCAGUUACUAACAAGGUAGAUGAUUGAAAUUUUGCGUAACGUGAAUGGGAUAAAUGUUACCAACUGUUUUUAGUGAAACAGUUUUUUUAAAUUAAAGUUUAGCUUUAAACACACAAAUGUUCUGUGUUUAAUAGUUGUGAGAUCUGUUGUGAUGCAUUUUCUAGAGAAGCAGGAAUGGUCAGUGUCAGAUCCUAUGUGACUGAAGCACCAAUGAUGUGCUCUCUUCAUAAAGACUGAGCGUGUUACUGGAAAACAGGUAUAUGUGCCUGUAUUUUGCAUAUAUAGCUUUAUUCCCUGCAUUAAAAUUUGUGUAAUUUGUUUAUUAUAAAAUUCAGGACAAAAGUAAGCAUAUUGUUUUAAAAUAGACUAUUUUAACUAUAGCUUUUUAGGUCUUAACUGAAACAAUCUUAAAAUACACUCAGAAAAUACUGUCAAAUAAGCAUUAGUUAUCAAGAGAAAACAAGCAAAGAUUGUUAUUUUUAGAUAUUUUAGUUUUGAUUCUUUGUUGAGUUAAAAUGGUAAGAAUUAUUUGAGAUAGAAGAAAUUUUUUCAACUGAGAGUGGGCUUCACCCUAUGUAAGAGAAUCAUGAUGAGCAAAGGUUUAUUCACUUAAUUUCUUCAUAAUACAAAUUGUGUUACAUUAACAGUGUAAGCUUUUAAACACAUACAAGCACACUUUUUAAUACAAGAUAAUUUCAUGGUCUAACAAAAAGCCAAGAUUCCACUCAGCAUCUGGAAUACAUUGUCAAAUGUCAUAAAAACACUGAAGUCUAUGUACAACAUAUUGCAAAUUGAUUCAUUGGUUUGGUCUACAUUUCUAACCGUGGUGAAAUCAAUAGUAAUGCCAUAUAAACAUUAUAAAUGUUUAUUGAUAAUGUUUGCAAUGUUAUAACACAUAUUUUUGGUUUUAGUUUGCUAAUAUAUUUUCUACCAAAAAUGUCCAACACUGUGCUCUAUAAAUAUCGGUGUUUGCUGAAAUGCCCACUUUUUGGAUGGUACUAUACCAACCAUUACACUUAAAGAAUCAUACAAUCUUUUCUGUUUUUUAAUGUAUAUUUUAAUGUAUAUUUUAGUAUAUUUGGUCAAAAUAGGUACAGUUUCUGCUUAAUGCAGUCUUUUUAAGUUACCAGUUUUCUCCUGUUACUUUUGAGUCACCUAAACAAGGCUUUUCUCAGAACAGAGUAAGUGGUUUUCAAUAUUACAAUUUAAAAAUGUGUCUGUUGGAAAAUUGUUCUUCAGAGUAAGAUUUAGAAAUGCUGUAUUUGUGCCUUUUUCAUUGUUUUGCUUUUAAUGUGUUUUGAUACUUGGAGCACAAAUAUGAAGGUGCCAUGAGAUGGCUUGCUGAUGUUACCUCCUUAAAUACUUUCUAUAUUACUAUCUUCAAAUAAUAAUUGGAGAACCUUGAAUGAAAUGCCCUUUGUGUGAGAUAUGUAUGUGUUAUAUUUUCUCGGGCUGUGUGUAAUAUGCUUGAGUGAAUUUAUGAAAAUAGAACUUAGUUAAAUAUGCUGAAAAUUCAGAUUAAUUGAAGUAUCUCAUUUAAGUGUACUUUAUAUGAAAAGACAGUGGAUUGCCAGAAGACAGUGUAAUCCUCAAAAAUGUGACCAGCAUUCUGCAUUAUAAAAUAGGAAAAUAGUGCUGUUUUAGGAUAUCAAGGAUAAUUAAAUUUUAAAAAUAAUUGCUUUAAAUAUUUUAAAAAUGUCAUGAACAUUAUUUUAUUUUUUACCUUGAUCUAAUUGAGAGUUUAAAUUUUUGGAAAUAUUAUUUUGCUCAUUAAAACUUUAUACAUGAAUUUAAAGCAGAAGUUUUUAUAUGAAAUUAUAGAUAAAGGCUUCAAGUAUGGCUCAAUGAUAGAGUGCUUAUGAAUAUUUGUGGUCUGUAAGUUGGAUCCAUAGCAACACCAACAACACACAAAAAGAUGGGAUCGUAGAUACUAUUCAUUAUUAGAAAAAUGCAACAAAGACUUGGAAGUUUUAUGAAAAUCUCAAUCAGCAGUUUUACUACAAGUCUCACUUGUUCAUGUAGAAGUGAAAUAAUCUGUUUUGGACAUACCUAGUCUUUGAUGGUUACAGUGGAAAUAUUUGUUGUGUUCUUGAGAGAGGUGGGUGAAUGAGAGAGUGGGUUUCAGUAUUCUCAGAAAUACAUACAGCACUUUCAGCACACACGAGAGUAUUUUACAAACCUUUUUAUAUAGAGAUUGUGAGCUCCAACUUAAGUGUUCAUGGAAUGAUGUAAAUGUUGGCUAUUUCUAGCUGAAAAAAAAAUACUGAGUGCCUCCAAUGCAAGACUUCUUUACUAGGAAUGAAAUCACGCUGUAUUUUCUGUUGUUGUAUGUAAAUUUAUGUCUGAGAAGGAAUCCUUAUUUUUAAAUAUUUUCCUGUUGGUAAAGCUUAUUGUAAAGCUUAUAAUCUAAGUAGUUAAUUUAGCAUUGCUUAUAGAUGAAUUGAGUCCAUUUUUGGAAAUAAAAGUUUUGCUAAAAUUAUUUAAUUAUUAGUUCAGAAGGAAGUUGACUUUUAAGACUCAGACCUUUAACAGUUAAA
This is a messenger RNA of Arvicanthis niloticus (Nile rat), 5283 nucleotides long. The record is from RefSeq and is a predicted model, not a curated record. NCBI's taxonomy places the organism in Eukaryota, Metazoa, Chordata, Mammalia, Rodentia, Muridae.